AUGUACCAGGUACCCAAUGGGUACUUUAAAAGAAUCAAAUGUCCUGAGGAAAGACGCAAUGGUACAUGUGAAGUGGUGAACUGCAUAUUUGGUCAUAUAGCCAACCAAUACGAACCCAAAGCUAAAAGACGUCAAACUAGCAGAAUCGAACCCGAAGCUGUCCAAUCGGAUUUACCCAAAACAGCCCAUUUAACCGACGAUACCAGGCCUUUAGAUGGAAUUGUGAAGAAAGAAAAGAGUUCUGAACAUGAUCCAGCCUAUAUUUUACCAAAAGAAGUUGUUCCGGCGCCGGCUCAGCUUUCUGCUCGCAAGCACUAUAUCAAGGUGAUGUCUAAAAUCAUAGCGAAAAUUGACCCCAACGAGCCUACGCCGAUAUUAAGAGCCACCGAAAUCGAAUACAAAGUGGCGCAAAACGCCACCACGGCCACAUAUGUCCAAUUGGUUAAGAAGAAAGCAUAUGAGUUGGAACACCCCGAAAAAUUCAAACGCAGGACCAAAGAAUGGACAGAUAGCGAUUUCUUGGAAGCUCUUGAGCAGCGCAUAGUACCACAGGAAACUCUAAGCAAAUUCGGGUAUAUUACUCUGGCGCCCAAACCCAUUAUUCCUAGUAAUAAUCGCAUAUGUCGACGGUGUUCGACGGAAUUCAAAUUGGAAGAUCAACUCGAAUCAAAACGAUGUUUCUAUCAUCCAGGAAAGAUAGCCAAGAAGGACAAGAAUACCCGGAUCUACACUUGCUGCUGUGCUGAAGUGACGCCUGAAACUGACCCUUGUACCAGCGCAGACCACCACGUUUUCAGCUGGUCUAAUCCAGGCGAGAUGCACUUUUUCCUUCCAUUCAAGUCUACCGAAGAUCUCUUUCCCUUCAACGACAAAGCAUACAAAGCCAUUGGUAUCGACUGUGAGAUGGGUUUCACCACCCAGGGAUUCGAACUCUUACGAGUUACAGCAAUUGACUUUUUUUCAGGCAAGGAAGUUAUUGACAUACUUGUGAAACCAAUUGGGGAAGUUGUGGACUUGAAUACCAAGUUUUCAGGUGUAGCAAGUAUCAAAGAUGACGCAGAUAGCUUUUGGGAGGGUAUAUCCAAGCUAGGCCAAGUCAUGGACCAUAGGACCAUACUCAUAGGCCAUGGUCUCGAGAACGACUUGAAUGCCAUGAGGAUAUUGCACAAGCGAGUGAUUGAUACUGCAAUCUUGUAUCCGAAACAUAAGGCCACACCGAAGUUUAGGUACUCGUUGAAGCAGCUUGCGUUUGAAUAUCUUGGUCGCGUGAUCCAAACUGGUGAGCAUGAUAGUGGAGAAGACUCGCUUGCGGCUAUAGAUGUUGUCAAGCAUUUUAUAAAGAAAGAAGAUGAGCAAACCAGUCGAUAA
This is a messenger RNA of Meyerozyma guilliermondii ATCC 6260, 1368 nucleotides long. RefSeq names its product RNA exonuclease (gene REX3). Gene Ontology annotation, molecular function: exonuclease activity; nucleic acid binding. The transcript has a single exon. Gene Ontology annotation, cellular component: nucleus. Bases 1 to 1368 code for a protein of 455 amino acids. NCBI's taxonomy places the organism in Eukaryota, Fungi, Ascomycota, Pichiomycetes, Serinales, Debaryomycetaceae. The record is from RefSeq and is a predicted model, not a curated record.